UCAUUAUCAACCUUCCUUAUUCCUUUUGUGCAGGAAAAAGAAAAAGUGGGUUUUAUUUUUCGAUGAAAAUGAGUAAAGCAUCAGUUGUUUUACUCUAUUUUGGCUUCAUAUUCAUCCAUUGUGAAGCUAAAUCGAUCAGAGAAAAGCCUCAAGCUUUUGAGUCCUUCAAUGUCAGUUAUAUACAGAAUUUAGGGAGCUGUUCUUACUCGGUGGUUUUUACAACGAGCUGUUCAUCAACUAGUUACACUCGAGAUCAAAUCAGUAUUGCUUUCGGUGAUGCCUAUGGUAACCAGAUAUAUGUGCCGAGGUUGGAUGAUCCAGCGUCUAGGGCAUUUGAACAAUGUUCUUCAGAUAAGUUUGAGAUUAAAGGACCAUGUGCGUAUCAGAUCUGCUAUGUUUAUCUCUACCGAACUGGACCAGAUGGUUGGAAGCCGGAGCAGGUGAAGAUUUAUGGCUAUAAUUCAAGGGCUGUUACAUUUUACUAUGACACCUUCAUUCCAGGUGACACUUGGUAUGGAUUUAAUUAUUGCAAUAGCGCUUCUUCUUCGCAUCGAUGGAUUGGCCAGACAUCGUUCUUAUUUGUUGUUCUUUGGUUUGUACUCUACGCACUCAUAUAACCAUGGCUUGUCAAAGUAUCCCUUAUACCUAUAUCCGAAAAGAUUUGUAGAAUGUGAUUUGAACUAUGAAGUACAUGCUGGCAUCGACAUUGUUAUUC
Gossypium raimondii (Peruvian cotton) is the source of this 715-nucleotide messenger RNA. Its product is annotated as embryo-specific protein ATS3B. Bases 63 to 617 code for a protein of 184 amino acids. The transcript has 3 exons. Gene Ontology annotation, molecular function: protein binding. NCBI's taxonomy places the organism in Eukaryota, Viridiplantae, Streptophyta, Magnoliopsida, Malvales, Malvaceae. The record is from RefSeq and is a predicted model, not a curated record.